UUGUAAGUCACGUGACCAGCGUUUACGAAUAUGGCGGCUUACGAAAAUUUUCAACAUGGGUUCCAAACACUUCUUAUUCCCCCAUUAUGAUGGUGUAGCUACUUUUAAACACGUUUGUAGGGUGUAUUUUAUGGUGUCAUAACUUCUAAAUUGGUGGAAAAUGUCGACAAGGGGCAGGCGAGCAAGAGGCCGACCUCCAAAAACCCCUUUGUCGUCGAAUAGACCAAGAACGAGCAUAAAUUUCUUAAGAAAACCGAAGGCCCUUCAAAACAAAGAUGAAUCUAAUAACAGUUCAAGAUGUAGUACGCCAAUCAGCAUUCCAGGGACUCCAACGAGAAAAAAUAACAGAUUUGGUACUAGAGAAUCGAGUGGUAGGGGUAGGACCUUUAUUUCACGUGUUACUUAUGAUGAUGAAGUGGACGAGGCAUCUAGAUCAAGUAUGGUUUCUGAGGAUGGUGUUAUUGAUGACUUUGAAACAAAAUCUGAUCUUUCAGAAGAUUCUUAUGAAGAAUCUGAUUCAGACUUUAGUGAUGAUAGCCUCAGUACAGUUGCAAGCUCUGUUGGGAGGAGGCAUUUUCUUAUUCGCCGUCCAGUAUCCCCAGAUAUUGAUGAUGAGUCUGAAAUUCCAUCCCUCGUCCUACCAUCAACUUCAAAUGAUUUAACAAUUCCUAAUGAUUAUUUGAUGCAAUGUCUUAGCAUAUAUGAAGUUUUACGACAUUAUAGAACUAUUUUAAGGUUAUCACCAUUUUCAUUUGAAGAUUUCUGUGCUGCUUUACUUAGUGAAGAACUAUGUAUUCUUCUUACAGAAAUUCACAUAACCUUGUUGAGAUCUUUGAUUAGAGAAGAAGAUGGCAAUAACACAACAUUUGGUCCCCAAGAUACUAAAGACAGUGUUAAUAUUGCACUAUUUCAUAUUGACUCAUUUACAUGGUCUGAACUUGUACGUUCUUAUCUUGAUAGUGACAGACAUUCUGAUACAGAUUCAGAUUAUGAAGAAGCAAUUAAAUCGUUAGAAAUUCCAGAUUAUCCAUUUGUUCAGCUACCAGAGCGUAUGAAAGUGCUAAAAAUUUUAACAGACUUGUUUCUGGGUUCUAAUAGUGUGCGUGAAGAAAUCCUGAAUGAGGGCAAUAUACAGUAUGAUGACCAUUGUAGAGCAUGUCAUAAAUUAGGAGAUUUAUUGUGCUGUGAAACCUGUUCUGCUGUAUACCAUUUGACGUGUGUUGAGCCUGCCCUAGAGGAGGUUCCUGAUGAAGAUUGGGUGUGUUCUAUUUGUAAGGCUCAUAAGAUAAAAGGAGUAACAGAUUGUAUCUCUGAAGCAGAAAAGAGUGGGUUGCUCUGUCGACAAGAACCCAUCGGCUAUGAUCGUCAUCGUAGAAAAUACUGGUUUUUAAUAAGAAGAAUUAUUGUUGAAGGUGAAAAUGAUGUUUGGUACUAUAGUACAAAAUACCAGAUAGAUGAAUUGUUAGAGGUUUUAGACAAAAAUAAGUAUGAGAGAGACCUUGUCAUGUUUAUUAAUGAAAUGAGGGAGGAAAUAGUCAGACAGAUGAUGAUUACAGAAGAGUUGACAAAUGCCAGUAAAGGAACGAGGAAGUCUGCUAUUGAUAUGGAAAUAGCUAAUUUAACAAAAGUGCAAUCAGAAAGAGUUAUACAAAAAGAACAAGAGGAAAAGGACAGAAAGGCUAAAGAAGAAGAAGAUAAAAAGAAAGCUGAAGAAGAUAAGAAGAAAGCUGAGGAGGAUGAAAAGCGAAUGGAAUUAGAAAAGCAAAAUCAGGAGGAAAAAGUGGAAAGUAUGGAAGUUGCAGAGGAAGUUUCUGUCACUACCACAACCACUUCAUCAUCUAAUUCUUUUACAUCUGAAGCAGAGAUAGAUGACCAGACUAAACUGUCAAUAGAAAAAACAGAAGUGUCACAAACUACUACAACAACCAGUGUCAAAACAGUAACUUCAUCUACCACAGUAAUAUCCACAAGUUCCAGUGGCACAUGUGACAGUAAAUCAGAGUCAGCAACAACAUCUAAUGGUGCAAAAAUUAUAAAAAUUACACCUGAAAUGUCUGUGGAAAUCUUCAAAAAUGCUAAUGCUAAUUCAUCAGGGAAAGGAAGUGAUUCCACAGACAAAUCUGAACCUACAGGGGAUAAAAAAGAAGAUAAUAAAACAAUAAUGAAUGUACAGUCUCUUAUACCUAAUGUAAAAUCUACGAUUCUGAAAGUUCAGGAUGAUUCUAGCACUCCACAGAAACAGACUGUAAAACCAACAAUAUUCAAAGUUCAAGACGAUUCUGGGACUCCUCAGAAACAGACAAGGACAGUAUUGAUUGUGAAUAGAGAGGGUAACAAAGUGACGUUAGCCGUCAGUAAACAGUCAAUCACUGCAGCAGAUCAGAAUACUCCUACUACAGCCAUGUCUCUAUCUCAGUCUAUAAACAAUGCUCUCACAUCUGUUACAUCAUCAGAAAGUAGAAAAAUAAUCACCAGAUCAAAGACUGGAUCAUUAACACCUAAAACAUUUACAGAUUCAGUUACAUCAACAACUACAUCUAAAUCUAUCAGUAAAUCAGGCUCUGAUGAUCUGUUGGUUAUCAAUAAAGAAGGGGACAUAACCAGGAUUACACGUAGUAAAAGUUCAGUAUGGUCGUUACAAUCUCAUCAAUACUUCAAAUUAGGCAUGGAAUGUAGUUUCAAGAACUAUUCAAACCAAUAUUCAACCAAUACCCUUGCACUGAACAAACAUCAACAUAAUGAAGAAAGAGACAAAAAACGAUUUCUUUCUCACAAGUUUAGUUUAACACCUAUAAGUGAAUUCAAAUGGGGUGGAUCAUGCAAUGGUAGAAAAACUGUGGUACUACAAACAUUGGUCACGACAAUAACAAACUUAGAAUCCAAUCUUCCAUCUGCGUUGUUGCAUCCUAACUGGCCACUUCAUCGGCAGAGUUGGGCUAAUGCUGUGCAAUUAUGUCGAACUCCUAGUGAUUUUGGACUUGCACUUUCCAUAUUGGAAAGUUGUAUGAAGCCAGUUAUUUUUAAUCCAGUAUGGACAGAAGCCUUAGGACAUUCAAAAUUGCUGAAAAUUACUGCUACUGAUAGGGAAGAGCUGAAGAAAAAAGAAAAGGAAAUAAGGAAAAGAAAAGAAGAAGAGGAAGAUGCUAGACCCUUAGUUUGGAUCAAAUAUACUUUAGGUUUAAAGCAUCAGGUUUGGAAACAAAAAGGUGAAGAAUAUCGAGUAACAGGGGGACAGGGAUGGUGUUGGAGAAGUAAAACUCGCUCUAACAAGCGUGUACCACAGGAUACUGUUGGACUUAGAUCUGUGGCAAGGAAACUGCAGGCCAGAAAGCGCAAGAGUGAAAAAGAUGGAAUAAGCGUUUCUAACACUGAUGAUGGAAUAAGCGUUUCUAACACUGAUGAUCGAAUAAGCGUUUCUAACACUGAUGAUCGAAUAAGCGUUUCUAACACUGAUGAUCGAAUAAGCGUUUCUAACACUGAUGAUCGAAUAAGCGUUUCUAACACUGAUGAUCAAUCAGUGUCAAUAAAAACUGAAGUUAAAGAGGAAGUUGAGGUUAAAACUGAAGUUAAGGAAGAAAACAUGGAAGUUGAUAAGGAGAAGACAGAGAUUGUGGUGAAAAGUGAAACUCCUAGUGUAGAUAGUCCUGAUAGUAAGGAAAUUAAAACAGAAAUAAAAACAGAGCCACCCUCUGUUGUGGAAUCACAAAAUGAUGAAACAUCUUGUGUCGAAAACUCAGGGAAUGAAAGUAGUGAAAUGUGCAAUACUGAUGAACAAAAAGUAGAAACAAUGGAAUGUGACACGGGUGAAGGUAGUGAAGUGAAAGAAGAAAGAGACAUAGACAUAGACAUAAAAAGUAGUCCAAUAAAAAAUGAAAAAGAUAUUGACAUAGAAAGCAAUAGUCCAGUUAAGAAACUAGAUAUUGAAAAUGGCAGCCCAGUUAAAAAAUCUGAACUGGAUGUCAUACUAGUAGCUCCAAAAAAGCAUAGAAGUGAGUCUGCCUUUGUUAAAAAAUUAGAGGUCGAGACCGUGGAGGAGAAUGACGAGAAAAAAGUUAUCAGUGUUGGAAAUAAAAAUCAUACCGUAACAAUCAAUAUGGCAGCAAGUAAAUUACGACCACCUAUUUUACACAUAGACACUCUUGAUGUUAGCAAAGCUCUAAAUGAAAGAUCUUUUUACGACAAAAUUACAAAACCUUAUGCAAAACUUGACAUGCUGCUUGCUAAGAGAAUCAAACAGGAUGAAAUUGAAACCAAACAAAGGCAAGCAUUACAGCAACAGAUUAACUGGAAAUUGAAAGUCCAGUUAAGUCCGGGUUCAAAGGAAGAUGAAAAUGAGACCGGAAACAAGGAGAAAACUGAUACUGGUGAGUCUGACCAUGACAUAUCAUUACAUCAUGAUGAAACUUCUCCAUACACAUGUUAUUCCUAUUUGUGUAGAGGACAGGGGAAAAGUAUGUGUUACUCUCCCCUCUGUAUUCAUAAUAGGUCUCUGGAGGAGGAGUUAACAACAGGUUUGGAAGACAGUACCCACAAAAUGGAAGAAGAUGAAGAUGUAGAUGUUGAGGGAGAUAAAGAUGAGAAAAAGGAGGAAGAAGGUGGAAAGGAUGGAGAAAAAAAUGAGGACAAAAUGGAUGUAGAUGUCAUAUCUACAGAGGAUGGUAAAUCAGAGGUUAAAAUGGAAGUUGAAGUUGGAGAAGAAAAGACCAAUUUGAAUAGUUCAAAUGAAGAAAAAAAGGAUGUUUCAUCAGUGUCUAAAACUUCAAAGCCAAACAGUGAUUCAAAAAAUGGAGAUGUGAAACAAAAAUCUGCUGUGAACAGUACUAUUCCACCACUCUUGCAGAAUAAAAAGAACCCAUUCUUUACAACUGCACAACUAGCACUUAAACAAGCAAUAGAAAAAAUGAGUAUUGAUGAACUCAGAACUAAGAUGCCUCCAGUGCGGAGCACAAAGCAUGAAAUAAAGUUGAUAAAAUAUUCUAGGUUUGGACAGAAGGUGAAUAAAAAGAAAGCCAAUUUACCUCAGUGUCAUAAAUUUUUAACUCCAAGUGGUAAAAGGACUAUGUUUGCUUUAGAGAAGCAUGAUCUCAGAAAAUUAGCCAGGAAAGCUGGCAAAACAGAGACAAAAGCAUUCAACUACAAUUGCAAAAUGAACAAUGUGAACUGGAUUUAUCCAUGUCCUCGACCUGUUUUUAAAACUGCUUGGAAAUACAGAACACAAACGGUAAAAACCUUUGGUUCUGUUGCAUUGCAGUUACGUAUAAUGUAUGUGUGUCUGCGAUGGGAUGAUAUCUCGAUAAAACCGCCGGUUGGAGGUACAAACACUGUGUCAACUGAGAGCGAAAUUACGACUACUGAACUUUUAAAGCGUAGAGAUGUAGGGCCUCAUAUGCUCAGAUCGGAGUUUCUAGUCAGGAAAAUAGUAGUGCCUUUAGGAAUAACUUCUCAACCAAAAGAGAAAUACACACCUCAGAGAAGUGGCUUGAGAGAAAGAAAGAGGGCAGAAUCUCCAAAACAAACUGAACCUAGCGUUACAGAAGUCUGGACACCAGAAGAGGAACUUGAAAUCUGGGAAAUCAAACAGUUUGGUGAAAAACUUGCCAAACAAAGAGCUGCACUUACAGAGAAAGUAACCAUUGAACAAGCAAACCAAACAGCAGUCAAUGCAGCACAACUCAAAGCAACAUUAGAAGUUCAACUCAAACAGCAGCGACUAGCAUUACAACAGAAACGACUGUUAGAAGCUCAGGGUAAAACAGCUGACUCUGUUUCCACUACUCAAUCCAUCAUUACAGCUACAUUGUCCAGUUCAGGUGGAGGUACCAUCAUCAAAACCAUAAGUACAACAACAGGAUCUCUCAUUGGUACUGGUCCAACUAGUAUUCUGAAAAAUGUUCAGGUCCAGCCAAAGUCACUCCUGUCACCAUCAGUGACGUCUGCAAUAUCCUCAACCACUCCUAACCAGCUGGUUAAGGUCCAGUUACCAAAAACAACCAUACAGAUACAACCAACUGCUCGGCUAACAUUAGCUCCUAAACCAGGGUUAGUGGCAACCACAAACACAACCAGUACCAUGCCCACUAGGAUAGUUAUACCAGGAAGUACAGCAACAGCUGCUACGUCUGCUCCAAAGUUAGCUGUCAAUGCAGUCAGACCAGCUAAUGCAAACCCGAGCAACCCUGGAGGCCAGGUCCAAAAUCUCCAAAUAAUACAAGGGCCAUCUGGACAAUUACAAGUCAGAGGUCUAUUACCAGGGCAGCAAAUCAUCAGGUUACCAGAUGGAAGAUUGCAAUUACUCACAAUGCCACAGAACCAGCAAACCACACAGGCAACCACUCAAGUAUCAUCCACUCCACAGAUAGCUGUGCAGAAACCAACUUCUAUACUAGUCAAUUCUCAAUCAUCAGCACUACCUACAGCAGGAUCAACUCCACAACUUGUCAUCACAUCAAACCAAGCAACCCUCACAUCACCGUCUAGAGUCCUUAUACCCUCUAGCCAACUACAGUCUAAUGUCUCAGGAUCAGCUGGUGUGGUUCUAGCUAAACCCAUGACAGUAGCUACAGCUGCAACUCAGAUCAGACAACCUGGCCAAAUAACAGUGGUAUCUCAGGCAGCAGCACCCGGUCAGAUUGGCCUGACUGGUUCUCCAAUGAAGACUAUAACUGUAGCUAGGCCUGCCACAGCUUCAGCUAGCAUAGCAAAGAUAGGUGGUACUCCAGUAAUCAUUUCUCAGUCUGGUGGAAGUACUGCUCUUUCUGUAGCUAGUGCUACAUCUUUGACAAAUGCAGCCUCAUCAGCCAUCAGACAAGUGAUCAUGACAACACCACAAAGCACACCUGUAAAAGUAUCUCCAGCACCAGGAACUGUUAUAAAUGCCAACACAGCAGCAGCAUUACUUCAGGCUAGACAGCUCCAGAUUAGGCAGCAACAAGUCCUACAGCAAGUUCAACCACAACAGGUAGUACAGACCGCCCAACAAAAUGUGACAUCACUGUUGACACAACAACCUAGACCAGCAUUACCCGUGUCAGCUGCUGGUAAUACUAAAUAUGCUGUUACUCCACAAGUUGUUCAACAAGUUGUGAGACAAGCUCUUAUGCAGAACCAGACUCCUGAAAUUCAAGCUAAACUACUUGCUAUGCAACGUUCAAUGGUAACCAAGCCACCCACCCCAACAAUUACAACUAUUUCUCAACCAAUGGAUGAUGAUAUGGACGAGGAUUCAAUGUCUUCAUUUGAUAGUUCUGUGGAAGAAUACAAACCUAAGUUUGGGAAAACAGCAGAAGUUUCUAAAGAAUCUAGAGAAGAUCAAAUGAGAAAGAUGGUGUGUAAUCAAGUAAUAAGAUCCAUUGUUGAUAAGAUUGAAAGAAAGGAAAAGGAAGCCAUGCGUAAGGUGAAGAAACAAGAAUUAGAGGACGAAAAACAUAAAAAGUUGUUAGCAGCUAAAUUACAGCAAGCAUUGUUUAAACAUAAAGAAAUUGUGAAGAAGGACAUCCUUAAAAAGAGAGCUUUGAUGGAGAAAAAUCUACAACAAGAUAUCCAGCUUGAAGUUGCUGCAGAAUUGAAGAAGAGGCCAGUUCAACAGCAGAUUCCAACUAAGCAGCUGAAAGUAUCCCAUGGUAUACCUCAGCAGACAAUCCAGACUCCUAUCCAAGAUGUACCCCCAUUACAGCCUCCUCCCUCUAAACGUAAGAAACAGAAGGUGAUAUCUACUGGAGGAGGUAGAGCAUUAAAUCCCAAAGAGAAGUUAUACUGUGUGUGUAGAACACCCUAUGAUGACACCAAGUUUUAUAUUGGAUGUGACCUGUGUUCAAACUGGUUCCAUGGUGGUUGUGUAGGUAUAUCUGAAGGAAAGGCCAAGACCGUUGACUCGUAUACCUGUCCUGAUUGUAAACGUCAACAAGAGAAUACGACAGAAGAACUGUAUUGUUUAUGUAAAACACCAUAUGACGAAUCACAGUUCUACAUUGGAUGUGAUAGAUGUCAAGACUGGUUCCAUGGUAAAUGUGUUGGGAUAUCUGAGAAAGAAGCCAGCAGUUUGGAUGUUUAUCUAUGUCCUAAGUGUAAACAGCAAGACAAAGAAGAUCCUUUAUCCAGUAAAAUACUCACAGAUAGUGAUUAUGAGCAGCUCAAGAGAUUAGUCAAAAGUUUACAGUCACACAAGAUGGCAUGGCCUUUCCUGGAACCUGUUGAUCCCAAUGAAGUACCUGAUUACUAUACAGUGAUAAAAGAUCCUAUGGAUUUAACAACAGUUGAAAGGAGAAUACAGAACCGGCAUUAUGUGAAAUUGAUAGAAUUCAUUAAGGAUAUUACAAAGAUAUUUGACAAUUGUCGAUUAUACAAUACACCUGAUACACCAUUUUAUCAAUGUGCUGAAGUCUUAGAUACUUUCUUUGGACAAAGAAUUAAAGCCUUAAAGGGUCGAUUGGGUAGUAAAUAGUAUAUUUUCUUCAUUAAUGUUCAUAGGCUGUACAAAGAAAUCAAGCGCUGUCAUAUUGAGAUUCUGCGGUAGUUAUUAUUAGAAUCGGUACUCUGUAAUACAUAUCAGUUGAAAUACCGUGAAUGGUAUUUACUUCCGGUCAGUAAAUUGUCAGGUGAUUUUUGUCUUCUUUUUUGUUUGUUAUUUGCUGCUUUUUUUCAACAAAAACCUCCGAUUAGAAUAACCAAUGAGAUACAUGACCUUUGAUUGAUUUGUUCUGUGUCACAUUUAAACCACAAAAUUAAGAAACAUAUAAGUAUUUUAAACAGAAAAGUACAAAUAUAUUUGUAAAACCCUGAGUUGAAGUAUUUUCACUGUAAAUGGUUGCUUUUAUAAUUAUUCAAACUGAGAAGUCAACUGAAUGUAGUAUGGUGGUAUAAGCAAAAAAAAACAGAAUUAUUUCAUGAAAAAUCUUGACAAAAGUAAGACUAAAAGUAAAAGUAGAAGAAACGUUCUGAGAUUUUCUUUCAAAGGUGGGGACUUUUAAAAGUAUUAUGCUGAAAGUUUUAAUAGAACAAAAAUGGAGAUUCCUUUAUAAUGAGAAUGGGUUGAGAUGGAUGAUACAUGUAUACCUAGAGACAAACAACAUAUCUGUAGAACAGAUGUUGUUUGAUAAUUCUGUAAAAAUGCCAAGAGUGGAAUUAUGUAGUCUAAUUGAAGAGUUAGCAAGUAUCAUUAUCUUGCUUACUACACAUUCAGUUUACAUGCAGAUAGGUGUUGGUGUCAUCUGCAUUCUUGGAUGUUCUGUUUUCCAUGUAUGUAUUGGAUCUAUUCCUUAAAAGACAUUUUUCACUGGGAACUUAAGCAGCAGAUUUUUGGAGUUAAAAACAGUUACCGGUAUAUUUAAGUAAAAUUUAUUUAUGAGCAAAAUGGAGAAAAGUCUCGCAGUAAUGAAGGGAAAUUGAAUAAUGUGUAAUUAAAAAGGUCAAAGAAAGCAGCAGGGUUAAAGGGCAGCUAUAGUAGAGAACUAUCAUGCAUUGUAUUAGCUUGUGUAGUUGAGGUUUCUCUGACGUCUGACAGCCUAUUUUUUUUUUAUUGCUGUGAUAGAAGGAUGUCAGCUCAUUCCAUAUAGAAAACAUGGAAAUCACUGGCUGAGAUUUAGGCUGGCAAAUUUCUGAUUCAAAAUUGUGAAAUAUCCAUGCCAUUCAGGCUUUGUUAAGCAGAUAAACCAUAAAUGACUUUCCUUAUUCCUUUUUCUCUAUGAAUAUUUACCUUUUAUUCACAGAAUAUCCCCUUGAAGCCCAAACAAAAAUCUUUAUUCCCCUCAACCCUUUGUUUUUGGCUACAUGAUUUAACUUUGAAAAGGUUGUUACA
Messenger RNA from Mytilus californianus (California mussel), 9793 nucleotides. Its product is annotated as nucleosome-remodeling factor subunit BPTF-like. The record is from RefSeq and is a predicted model, not a curated record. Gene Ontology annotation, biological process: regulation of transcription by RNA polymerase II. Gene Ontology annotation, cellular component: NURF complex. Lineage: Eukaryota; Metazoa; Mollusca; Bivalvia; Mytilida; Mytilidae. The transcript has 23 exons. The coding region runs from base 161 to 8440 and encodes 2759 amino acids. Gene Ontology annotation, molecular function: zinc ion binding; RNA polymerase II cis-regulatory region sequence-specific DNA binding.